Molecule: messenger RNA, 1383 nt
Organism: Ipomoea triloba (trilobed morning glory)
Lineage: Eukaryota; Viridiplantae; Streptophyta; Magnoliopsida; Solanales; Convolvulaceae
Product: F-box/kelch-repeat protein At3g23880-like
Exons: 2
Coding region: 1-1383 (460 amino acids)
Molecular function (GO): protein binding
Source: RefSeq, a predicted model, not a curated record
AUGGAAGCUUCAGCUUCAUUGUCAAAAAUACCUAAUGAAAUCAUUCUGCAUAUACUUUUGCAGUUGCCGAUGAAGGCUGUGAUCCGGUACCAAUGCGUAUGUAAACAGUGGCGUUCGUUGAUAGACGACUCAGAUUUCAAGCUCUCGUAUCGUGGAGAACGAAGAGUGAUUUUGCUUUCGCUCGGAUCCAAAAGCCAGGAUUAUAACUGGAAUUCCAAAUUCUUAGUUAGAUCCACAAGUCAUGAUUCUCGUCUUCAAAUGCAUGAAUUGCCGUUUGGAGAGGCUGCUUAUCCAUUGAUUUGUGCAAGCGACGAAUUGCCGUUUGGAGAGGCUGCUUAUCCAUUGAUUCGUGCAAGCGGCGAAUACCCUGUUAGAUCUUUGUGUUCUUGCAACGGGUUUGUGCUUCUGAUGGCUGUGAGAGAUUUUUUUUUUUGGAACCCGUCCACCAGGUGUUUGAGGAAAGUGCUCGAGUAUCCAUAUUUGGAGGUGCCGGUUAUCCUUGGAGGGCUAUGCUACGACUCGUGCACUAGAGAUUACAAGGUCGUCCUAUCAAUAGACCCGCGGCGUUUAUUUGGCAUUCCAUUUGUUAUCUCUGCAAGCCUCCACCACAAAGAGUGGCGACUAGUGCACUUCUCUUAUAACUUAAAUUAUGCUAGAGGCAGUGUGGAGUUUCGCAAUACAUUUCACUGGUGGGCAAAUGACAUCAAAGAUUUGCAUUUUUCAGGAAGCUUGAUCGUAUAUUUUGAUCCUGUGCGUGAUGAAUUCAAAAUCUUGUCCACUCCCGGACUCAGACAAAAUUUCUCCAUAGUCGGGUUGGGGGUUAUAGAUGACUGUUUAUCCAUGUCAUGCAUGGUUCACAAAGAGGAAAAAUUCAAUACCACAACGCUGCAAAUAUGGAUUAUGAAGGAAUAUGGCAUACACGAAUCAUGGAUGACUGCAUUUGCUAUCCAAAUGCCUCAACUUCCAUAUAAUUUUAUGAGUAGCUUUAGUUUAACAUUCUAUUCUCAGAAAAACAAUGCACAAGAAGUAUUAUUCCUAAGUACUAUGGGUUGGUCCUGGGGGAAAAUAUAUGUUUAUGAUCGGAAAGAAGAUGAACUGAGAGUAGGAUUGCUGGUGGAUUUCCCAAAGAACAACUCAGUUCGUCAUAGUCGUCGUAUAAGCUGCAAUCUUACCUACUCCCAAACUGAGGCACUAGAAAGAAAAUUUGAUAGUUGUGUUGCUUUGGAAGUUAUAGAUGACUGUUUUUGCAUGGCAUGCAUUGUCAUCAAAACAAUACAAGUAUGGACUAUGAAGGAGUAUGCAGACAAGAAUCAUGGAUCAGUGCUUUUGCUAUCCAAAUGCCUUAACUUAGAGAUACUUUUAGCUAUUAUGCCUUCACAUUAG